Melospiza melodia melodia is the source of this 1142-nucleotide messenger RNA. RefSeq names its product unconventional SNARE in the ER 1 (gene USE1). The transcript is spliced from 8 exons. NCBI's taxonomy places the organism in Eukaryota, Metazoa, Chordata, Aves, Passeriformes, Passerellidae. The record is from RefSeq and is a predicted model, not a curated record. Gene Ontology annotation, biological process: retrograde vesicle-mediated transport, Golgi to endoplasmic reticulum. The coding region runs from base 1 to 816 and encodes 271 amino acids. Gene Ontology annotation, cellular component: SNARE complex; endoplasmic reticulum. Gene Ontology annotation, molecular function: SNAP receptor activity.
AUGGCGCCCGGCGCUGAGGGGAGUUCCGGUGCCACCAUGGCGGCGACGCGGCUGGAGCUGAACUUGAUGCGGCUCCUGAGCCGGUGCGAGGCGCUGGCGGCGGAGCGGCGGGACCCCGAGGAGUGGCGGCUGGAGAAGUAUGUGGCUGCUCUGGAGGACAUGCUCCGGGAGCUGAAGAAGCAGUCCAGCAAGCCAGCCCCUGAACUGCUGAAUGAAUACUCUCGCAAAGUGGACUUUUUAAAGGGACUCCUAGAAGCUGAAAAAUUGUCUUCAUCCACAGAAAAAGCUCUGGCCAACCAGUUCCUGGCCCCGGGGCGCACCCCGACGACAGCCAAGGAGAGAACCCCGGCCACCAAAACCGUGCACCUGCAGACCAAGGCGCGCUGCACGGGCCAGAUGAGGAGCGAGCUGCUCGGCACAGACCCCCUGGCUGCUGAUGAUUCUGAGGAAUUGAACAUAAGGAGGCGAAAAGGCCUCACAUCAGACGAGAAGCAGUCGGCAGUGGAGCUGGAUGCUGUGCUGCAGCAUCACCAGGACAUGCAGGAGAAGCUGGCUGAGGAAAUGCUCAGCUUGGCUCGCAGCCUCAAAAACAACACCCUGGCUGCCCAGAACGUGAUCAAACAGGACAACCAGACACUGUCACACUCCCUCAGGAUGGCAGACCAGAACUUUGAGAAGCUCAAGGAUGAAUCCGACCGCCUGGAACAACACGCCAAGAAAUCUGUCAACUGGCUGCUGUGGAUAAUGCUAAUUGUAGUUUGUUUUAUAUUCAUCAGCAUGAUUCUCUUCAUCAGGAUUUUCCCCAAACUGAAAUGAAAAUUUUAUUUUACUUAAAGCUGGCUGUAGUGCAGUGGGAAAGCUCAGCUGGUGUGAGAACUGUCAUAGUCUUAGAGGCUGUGCAAGGCCUGCCUUGCAUCUCCCAGUGGAGGAAGGCUUUCCUGAGGAAGGCUUUCCACACUUCCAUUCUUGUUUACUUGGUGACUCUUGUUGCCUCUUGCAACAACAGUCAACCUGUGAGGUAAGGAUGAGAAUUUACACUGAGCUGCUAACAAGUUCUUUAGUGGAUAAAUACAUUUUUAAUGUGUUUGUGACAAAUGUUAUGACUCCUAAAAGGCAUUUAGUCAAUACAAAGUUAAAUAACA